This is a messenger RNA of Corylus avellana, 3705 nucleotides long. RefSeq lists its product as uncharacterized. Gene Ontology annotation, molecular function: ATP binding; receptor serine/threonine kinase binding; protein kinase activity. Gene Ontology annotation, biological process: protein phosphorylation. The record is from RefSeq and is a predicted model, not a curated record. Lineage: Eukaryota; Viridiplantae; Streptophyta; Magnoliopsida; Fagales; Betulaceae.
CUAAGAAAACGACACCGUUUUCCUGACACAGGCCGUGAGAAGAAACAAAAAAAUAACAGGUGAAAUUUGGAAGAGUUUAUUUUUUACCGAUUCACAACUGGCGGAACUGACCCGAGAGGCCAGCAACAUUAUCAUGCCCUGUCAUUCAAACCUGACAGGUCACGCCGUCGAAAACACACCAUCAAGAUGAGUACCAUCAAAGCCAAACUCCGUCAAGAUCAGCGUUCGCUAUAUGUUAACCUCCGUCAAAUCCGUAUCGUACUGUAGGACCCCUCAUGCAACCUCUCUCUCUCUCUCUCUCUCUCUCUCGCAAUCUUCAAAUUGUUUAUUCAUUCCAAGUUUGAUACGUAGGGAGAGUUCGAUUCUCCUUUUACGAGGCAUUCCAGAGCUUCAGUGCUACUUUUAUAAAGCUCUCCACAGACCUUUUUGAUUCAACACUCUCUGGAGAAGAAAGAACCCCGUGAGUGAAAAAAACACCGAGACAGAGAGAGAGAGAGAGAGGGAGAGAGAUGAGGAUCUCUUUCACGUGUUCUUUUCAGCUUGUUCACAUUGCUUUGGUUUUCCUGCUUUUCUCAGCGUGCAAGACAAACGGUGGUGAUCUUGAAGUGCUGCUGAAGCUCAAGUCGGCCAUGACUGGGCCCAAAGGUUCGGGCCUGAAGGACUGGAACUCUUCGUCGCCAACAGCCCAUUGCUUCUUCUCCGGAGUUUCGUGCGACAAGGACUCACGGGUUGUUUCUCUCAACGUGACUUCUAGUCCUCUCUACGGUUUUCUGCCGCCGGAGAUUGGGUUACUGGACAGGCUGGUGAACCUAACGAUCUCCGGCGACAAUCUCACGGGGAGACUUCCGAAGGAGAUAGAAAAGCUCACGUCGCUCAAGAUACUCAACAUCUCUAACAACAUCUUCACCGGCAAUUUUCCUGGAAAAAUCAUUGUUGGAAUGACAGAGCUCGAGGUUCUCGACACGUACAACAAUAACUUUUCUGGGCCUCUUCCGACUGAGCUGGUGAGCUUGAAAAACCUGAGACACCUUUGUCUCGGAGGGAACUACUUUUCGGGUCCAAUUCCGGAGAGUUACUCGGAGAUUCAGAGCCUCGAGUUCCUUGGCUUGAACGGAAACGCACUUAUGGGCGAAGUUCCGGCUAGUUUAGCUCGGUUAAAGAAUCUCAAACACAUGUAUUUAGGGUACUUCAACUUUUUCGAAGGGGGUAUUCCGCCGGAGCUGGGAUCGCUAAGCUCGCUUCAAAUCCUCGACAUGGCAAGCUGUAACCUCCACGGCGAGAUUCCCGCUACACUCAGCCAGUUGAAGAACUUGAACACGCUGUUUUUACAAGUCAACCGCCUCACUGGUUAUAUUCCUCCGGAGCUUUCUGGUCUAUACAACUUGAAAUCAUUAGAUCUCUCAAUCAACGAACUCACCGGAGUGAUACCGGAGAGCUUCUCAGAGCUCAAGAACAUCACGCUACUCCACUUGUUCAAGAACAAACUGUACGGUCCAGUCCCGGCCUUCAUCGGCGACCUUCCGAAUCUCGAAGUGCUUCAGCUAUGGGAGAACAACUUCACGCUCCAACUCCCCGAAAACUUGGGUCGCAAUGGAAAGCUCAAGGAACUCGACGUGGCGACCAAUCAUCUCACCGGGUUGAUUCCUCGCGAUUUGUGCAAAGGAGGGAAAUUGUCGAUGCUGAUCUUGAUGGAGAAUUUCUUCUUCGGACCAAUCCCUGAAGAGCUCGGCGAAUGCAAGUCGCUUACGAAGAUCCGAAUCAUGAAGAACCAGCUCAAUGGGACGAUUCCGGCGGGGAUUUUCAACUUGCCUUUGGUGUCGCAGAUCGAGGUCAACGAGAACCACUUCGCUGGUGAGCUUUCCUUCGAACUUUCUGCGAGCAAGCUCGGAAUUCUUACGCUUUCCGGCAAUCAAAUCACCGGGAAAAUUCCUCCGGGAAUUCGAAAUUUCAAAAAUUUGCAGACUCUAUCGCUGGAAAUGAACAGUUUUACUGGUGAGAUUCCGGAGGAAAUCUUUCAUCUACCCUUGCUCUCGAGGAUCAACGUGAGCGCCAACAAUCUCAGCGGCGAAAUUCCGGCUUCAAUUUCGAGCUGUACCUCUUUAACCUCCGCCGAUUUCAGUCGAAACAACCUGUUUGGUGAAAUUCCCAGAGGGAUUUCCAAGCUGAACGAUCUCAGCAUUCUCAAUUUCUCGAGAAACCAGCUCACAGGCGAAAUCCCCAGCGAAAUCAAAUUCAUGACGAGCCUCACAACGCUGGACCUCUCGGAAAACAAUCUUCGGGGAACAAUUCCCACCGUCGGGCAAUUCUUGGUUUUCAAUGACAGCUCAUUCGCUGGGAACCCCAAUCUCUGUCCGCCACAUCCUGCCACUUGCCCGUCUUUUGUGGGCUCUCCGGGUCAGAUUUCGGGUCGGAGCCGUAGCGAUUCCGGGGCUUGGAAGGUCGUAAUCGCCGCGAUCGCUAUCGUAACGGCUCUGUCCUUGGUCCUCGUUACGGUUUACUUGAUGCGAAAAAAGAAGCUCCAGAAGUCUUGCGCGUGGAAGCUCACGGCGUUCCAACGGCUCGAUUUCAAGGCCGAGCACGUGUUGAAGUGUCUGGAGGAAGAGAACAUAAUAGGCAAAGGGGGAGCCGGGAUCGUCUACCGCGGGUCCAUGCCAGACGGCGACGUGGCGAUCAAACGGCUGGUGGGUCGCGGUUCCGGGCGGAACGACCACGGGUUCUCGGCGGAGAUCAAAACCCUGGGGCAAAUCAAACACCGAAACAUCGUAAGGUUGUUGGGUUACGUGUCCAACAAGGACACAAAUCUUUUGUUGUACGAGUACAUGCCCAACGGGAGCCUGGGGGAGAUGUUACAUGGAUCCAAGGGAUCGCAUUUGCAGUGGGAAAUGAGGUACAGGAUCGCUGUCGAGGCUGCCAAGGGGCUCUCCUAUCUUCACCAUGACUGUUCGCCGCUCAUCAUACACAGGGACGUCAAGUCCAACAACAUAUUGCUGGACUCCGAUUUCGAGGCUCACGUUGCUGAUUUUGGGCUCGCCAAGUUCUUGCAGGACGCCGGAGCCUCCGAGUGCAUGUCCUCCAUUGCCGGCUCCUACGGUUACAUCGCCCCAGAGUACGCUUACACGCUGAAGGUUGACGAGAAAAGCGACGUGUACAGCUUCGGAGUUGUGAUGCUGGAGCUGAUAGCAGGCAGGAGGCCAGUUGGGGAGUUCGGCGACGGUGUGGAUAUAGUGAGGUGGGUUAGGAAAACCACGUCGGAACUCUCUCAGCCGUCGGAUGCAGCUUCAGUCCUGGCAGUGGUGGACCCCAGGCUCAGUGGUUACCCUCUGACUGGGGUAAUACACCUGUUCAAGAUAGCUAUGAUGUGUGUGGAGGAUGAGAGCUCUGCCAGACCUACUAUGAGGGAAGUUGUUCACAUGCUCACGAAUCUUCCUCAGUCUGGCCACAGUCUCAUCAACCUCUAGAAAAAAAAAAAUUAAAAAAAAAAAAAAAAAAAAAAUUGCAAUGGAGCUCAAGAUGGAUAUUUUUGAGUAAAAUAAGAGUGAACUGAAAUUGUAAUAAUAUUGUGACAGGAGGUGGUGGGGUUGCAAGAAAGUUAAACCUAUUACCCUGCUUUCAUGGUGGGUGAAGUUUGUCACUGUAAAACGCCGAUUUUGAGUUGUUAACCGGUCUGUUUAUGUAAUAUAUGGUGUUGACCGCUGAUUGUGACUA